AUGCUGCCAUCAGAUGUUCAGAACAUUCACCAGAAUGAACACAUCGCUUCCAUAUCCUUUCUUUUGAAGAUAUUUCGCAAAACUGGAAUCUUAAAAAAACAUUUUAAAACACAAACUUUCUUUUUUUCCCUUUUUACAACAUUUUUCUUUCUUUUCAUUUUUCACUUUUUCUUUUCUUUCUUUCUCAUUUUUAUUGCUUUUUCUAACAUCUUUAUUCGUUUCUGUCUUUUGUCUUUUGUCGUUGCUCACUUUCUUAUCUUUUCCAUCUCAUUUUUUGCAUUUCGUCCUUUUUCUCAUCUUUCUUUCAGUUUCCUAUUUCUUUGGCGAUGUACCAGACCAAGCUACUUUUAUUUCCAUGAUGUUUAUGUAUCUCAAUCUUUCUUUUUUAUCUGUCAUUCAUUAAAUUGUUCAUACUUAUUUUUCUAUUCUUAUUCCUUUCUUUUUAAAGCUUUUCUUUCGUUUCUUUCUUGUUCUCCUCUCAUUUACUCUCUUAUCUUACUUUCUCUUCAACCUCCUCCUCCUUUUAUGUUUCAUUGUCAGAUUUCUCCUCCUCAAUUUCUUCUCCAACUUCACUUUUUCAUUCUCAGAAGAACCUCCCCCGGCAAUUCUCUCCCACGACUUAAUUUAAUUCUUUGCCUAAACAUUUUAUUCUUUUUUCACCUCUUUCGCCAGAAACAGGUGUUUCAUUUUGAACUUUUUUUCUUUCUUUCUUUGGUUGUUUUCCUUGAUUAUUUUGUCGAAGUAUUUUUCAGUUCAUUUUACACUUUUUCUUUCUUUCUUUCUUUCUUUCUUUCUUUUCUUUCUUUCUUUCUUUCUUUCUUUCUUUCUUUCCCUUACUAUUUUGUUGAAGUCUUUCUCUAUUUUGCGCUUAAUUUCACCGAUAUUCUUUAUUCACUUCGACAACGAAUCAUCAUUAAGAAAUUUUUCUUCUUCUUCUUCUUCUUCUUCUAUAACUCUUAUUCCUUGUUAUUCAAUAUCUUCCACAUCUCUUCCUCCUUCUUCAAUCUUUUCAUCUUCAACUUUUUAUUCUUAUUUUACAUUAUUUAUUUUAAUACUUUUCUUCUAUUUCUUCAUUCUACUUUUCAGUUUAAAAAAAUCUCUUCUUUAUUUUGUUUCACUUCUUUUUCUCAUUUUCUUCUUCCUUUCUAUUUAUUGCUCUUCUUUUUCGUUCAUCUACUUAUUGUUUUCUUUCUUUCUUUCUUUCUUUCUUUCUUUCUUUCUUUCUUUCUUUCUUUCUUUCUUUAA
Messenger RNA from Acanthosepion pharaonis, 1245 nucleotides. The record is from the annotation of a GenBank genome assembly. NCBI's taxonomy places the organism in Eukaryota, Metazoa, Mollusca, Cephalopoda, Sepiida, Sepiidae.